Macrobrachium nipponense is the source of this 980-nucleotide messenger RNA. RefSeq names its product glycine, alanine and asparagine-rich protein-like. Lineage: Eukaryota; Metazoa; Arthropoda; Malacostraca; Decapoda; Palaemonidae. The record is from RefSeq and is a predicted model, not a curated record. The transcript is spliced from 3 exons. The coding region runs from base 45 to 824 and encodes 259 amino acids.
UGAGUUGCAAGGGAGACCAUCAGUUCUCGUGCAACUUCGCCAAGAUGCGCAACUCGCUCUCUCUCCUAGUCGCCUUCCUCGUCGUUGGUGUAGCUGUCGGUGCAAAAGAUACAAAUGACGAAGAAGCUGCCAGGGAGAAGCGCGGCUUUGCUGGAGGAUACGGCCACGGAGGAGGUGGUGGUGGUGGAGGAUACGGCGGAGGCAGCGGUGGCUACCUGAUCGUCGGAGCCGGCGGAGGCCACGGGCCAACAGGCGCCGACAUUGCAAACCAAGCCGCGGCCCAAGCAUCGGCCGCAGCAGCCGGCCUGAAAGGAGUGGCCAGCGCUGCUGCUAGCGCCGCCGCUAAUCAAGCAGCUGCCGUCGCCGCCGCUGCCGCGCAAACCGCCACGACAGCCGCUGCCCAGAAGCAGUCCCAGGCUGCCCAGCUGACCCAAGCUGCCCAGGGCGCCCAGGCAGCCGCUUUCUCCGAGUCGUCGCUCUCCGGGAAGGCCUUCGCGGCCGAGAAGGCUGCCGAGAACACCCACAACUUAGCCGUCGCCCUGGCGAACGACCUGGCAGCCGCCCACGACGAGGCGCAGGCGGUCGUGGCCCAGGCGCUGAGGUCCCUCGAGGCCGCCCGAGCCGUGACGGCGGCUCAGUCCGCCAUGGCGUGGCAGGCCCAGCAAGCAGCCAACGCCCUCCACCUGCAGCAGAGUAUCGUCCUGUCGGACCUGCAGUCGGCAGAAGGAGCCGCUGCACAAGCACAGGCCGCUGCCGCUAAGGCCUUGGCUAAGGCUAAGGGCAGCGGGGGCGGCUACGGUGGUGGAUUCGGUUACGGCCAUUGAAGGGUAUAGGGGAAGAAGAAGGAUCAUCAUUAUCAUUCACAUGGCCCCCUCGUCACUAUAACAAGACUACUUCUACUACUACAUACCUGCGAUCUUGACUGAUAAUGCUGUGUGAAGUAUCACGUGCAUUUCCUAAUAAAAACAUCUCUACUGCGA